AUGGCUAGCACCGCACCCGAGAAUGCCGAGCAGGCCCCCACUGUGCCGAACACACAGGAAGCUCCCACCGAGACAGCAGCUGCCCCGGCCGACGCCGCUACCGUCCCCGAAGCGGUCGCACCAGGCCCCGAGCCCAAGGCCAUCACCCGCAAAGACAUGUCCUUACGCGAGUUCUUGACGAAAAUGGACGACUAUGCUCCAAUUAUUCCCGAUGCAGUCACAAACUACUACAUGACCAAGGCUGGCCUCCCCCCACCGCCGCAGACCGAUCCCCGCCUCGCGCGCCUGCUCGCCCUCGCCACGCAAAAGUUCAUCGCCGACAUCUCUGCCGACGCUUACCAGUACAGCCGCAUCCGUGCCUCCAACUCUAACGCCAACAACCCCAUGGGCAACCUAGGCGCUGCGGCGGGCUUCCCCAUCCCCGGGCAGCCCACGGGCCCAGCUGGCGCAAAGGACCAGGGCCGUGGUGGGCCCCUCGGUAUCCAGAGGCCAGGCUACGGUGGCGGUGGACAGGGCGGCAGCCAGAACAGGACCGUCCUUACUAUGGAGGAUCUCGGUAUGGCUGUCGGCGAGUACGGCGUCAACGUGAAGAGGAGCGAGUUCUACCGAUAA
Molecule: messenger RNA, 612 nt
Organism: Colletotrichum graminicola M1.001
Lineage: Eukaryota; Fungi; Ascomycota; Sordariomycetes; Glomerellales; Glomerellaceae
Product: transcription initiation factor TFIID 23-30kDa subunit
Exons: 2
Coding region: 1-612 (203 amino acids)
Biological process (GO): transcription initiation at RNA polymerase II promoter
Cellular component (GO): nucleus; transcription factor TFIID complex; SAGA complex
Molecular function (GO): promoter-specific chromatin binding; RNA polymerase II general transcription initiation factor activity
Source: RefSeq, a predicted model, not a curated record